CUUCCCCCCUUACCCCCAUUUCCCCCAACCAUUUCCCCCCAUCCUAUGCCCUCUUCUCCUCCUUUCCUCAUUGAACUUCCCUCCUGGCGGUCCUCACCCCUCGGAAAACAUAGAGACCACCCCUUCCCUCCUUCUCCGACGCCCUGCAGGAAAGGAUUCAGCCCCUUCCUCACCCUCCAGCUGCCUCUGGCGCCCAGAAAAGGUUACAGCGACCAUACUGCCGGCCUUUCCCCAAACGCAGGCAAAAGAUUCCUACAUACCUGCCCCUGGAAGUCCUCACUGUGCCAUCCGACUGCCCCCUGGGAGUAGUACUGGUUCUCCUUGCUCACGCCAGUCCCAGGCUCCUGAAAAGCCUUGCUUUGAGUCCCUUUUGUCCUGGGAGGCUGGUGGGAACUCUUACUUCUUCCUAACUCCAGGCUCCACAAUUUCUUGCCCCCCCUGUCCCCAGGAACCAUCUAUUCCCCACUGUCCUUAUUCUGCCCUCUCCUUCCCUUCAACCCUGGGCAACCUGUUUAUAUCUUUACCCCAGUCACCCUCUCUGCCCACCCCAGUUUGCCCCCAAGUGAAGUCCCCUAAAUCUUCGGAGUUAAGAGAGUCAUGUACUCCCCACAAGGGUCACUCCCUAAUUAAUACUCCCCACCACACCUUUCCUUGCCAGCCCAAGCCCUGUAAGGCCAGCCCCUCUUCUCCACCUCCCUCCUGCCCCCCUGGCCUUUCUGGUCCUUCUUGUAUGGAGCCAUCCAUUACAACUCCUUCAAAUUCCUGCCCCAAAGAACUUCCUCCAGGGCCUCCCUUACCCACUGUGGUCCCUAGAAUCCUCAAAACCAUUCUUCCCACUUCCCUUCCCCUCCGCCUUCCUUGUGAUCCUGUCUUUCCAAGUAGUUAUGCUCAGAGCGGCCCCCGUGGGCCCCUCAUAAGAUUCCCUUGCAGUACCCAUGUAUAUUCUGUGCUUCCCUCCACCCCCCAUCACUGCCCAGUCUCUGAUUCCCUCAAUCACUCCACAGGCCCUGCUCAGUGUCAUAACCAUCCCAUAGUACCCCCCUGUGGCAUCUGCAGCACUCCCAGGGGCCCACCCCAAUCUCAUUGCCAGCCUGUGGUGCCUCCUUGUUCUACCCACAUCUAUUCUUUUAUACCUUUGAGAACACCCUUUGACCCCCAGUGUUUACCCAUUGGCCCCCGAGCCCGUACCUGCCCUGAUACUGUCCCCUGUGGUUUCCAUACCUACUCUGUGGUCUGUCAAGAUCCUUGCAAAGGGUCCCUCCAGAUUCCCUACAGCUGCCCUUUGCCUUCAUGCAAGGAUUCCGGAUGUAGUCCUGAUCCCAGCUGUAGUUCGACUAUUGUUCGUGAAUGCCAUAGUGGUGAAAGCCACACCAAGCUUACCCAUCAAAGCCAGAGUAGUCAUCUGAGCAGAAGUCAGAGCCAGAGCAGUAGUGUUCACCAAGACACAAAUCAGGGUGAGAUUCUCCAACUUGGCAGAAGUCGGGGCAAGAGCAAGAGUCCCCAUCAUGGCAGAAGUCGCAAACGGAGCAAGAGUCCCCAAAGUGGCAGAGGACAAGGCCAGAACAAGAGUCCCCAUUAUAGCAGGAGCCGGAGUAAGAGUCCCCCGAGUCCCCGCCAUGGCAGAAGUCGUCGGAGCAAGAGUCCUCACCAUAACAAGAAAUGAGGGCCAGAGCAAAAGU
Microcebus murinus (gray mouse lemur) is the source of this 1679-nucleotide messenger RNA. RefSeq names its product sperm head and tail associated protein-like. The record is from RefSeq and is a predicted model, not a curated record. Lineage: Eukaryota; Metazoa; Chordata; Mammalia; Primates; Cheirogaleidae.